This is a messenger RNA of Plectropomus leopardus (leopard coralgrouper), 2099 nucleotides long. RefSeq names its product cytochrome c oxidase assembly factor COX15 (gene cox15). Gene Ontology annotation, molecular function: oxidoreductase activity, acting on NAD(P)H, heme protein as acceptor. Lineage: Eukaryota; Metazoa; Chordata; Actinopteri; Perciformes; Serranidae. Gene Ontology annotation, biological process: heme A biosynthetic process. Gene Ontology annotation, cellular component: mitochondrial inner membrane. The record is from RefSeq and is a predicted model, not a curated record.
CGUCACGGGGUCAAAGUUGAACUGUGGGUUAGGAAACAUGGUUGUGUAAGCUAACAGUCAGGUAACGUACAGCUCAACCUCAGCUUCAGCAUAAACAGCAAAACUGCGAGACAGAGCUCAGGAGAUAAACAUGUUACUCGCUUCAGUACGGACAAGCAUUUUCUGCGGAUGCAGAAAUGCAGGCAAAGGAUUUCAGCACAGCAGUCGGAGUCCACAACUACGACAAUGGCUUGUGAAGAGAGGUCAGAGCACCAUCACAGCAGAGGCGGGGGCCUCCUCUGCCCCAGCAGCAGCUACCGUCCCCAACGCAGCCACAAAUCGCAUAGUAGGACGCUGGUUACUUGGCUGCAGCGGGCUGGUGGUUGGGGCUAUUGUCCUGGGUGGUGUCACAAGGUUAACAGAAUCUGGGCUCUCCAUGGUUGACUGGCAUCUGGUCAGAGAAAUGAAGCCACCGCAGACACAAGCAGAGUGGGAGGCUGAAUUUUCCAAGUACCAGCAGUUUCCAGAAUUCAAAAUAAUGAACCAUGACAUGACUCUGCCAGAGUUUAAGUUUAUCUUCUACAUGGAGUGGGGUCAUCGCAUGUGGGGAAGGUUGGUUGGACUUGGGUACAUCCUCCCCACCAUCUAUUUCUGGAGGAAAGGAUACUUCACUCGCUCCAUGAAGGGAAGAGUGCUCGGGCUUUGCGGAUUUGUCUUCUUCCAGGGCCUCCUGGGGUGGUACAUGGUAAAAAGUGGUCUGGAGGAGAAGCCUGAGUCUUAUGACAUCCCCCGGGUCAGCCAGUAUCGUCUGAGUGCUCACCUUGGUUCUGCCUUGUUGCUGUACUGCGCCAGUUUGUGGACGGGGCUCAGUCUGCUGUUGCCUGCACACAAGCUGGCAGAAACCAAACGUCUUAUGCAGCUUAGGAGGUUUGCCAAGGGCACUGGUGGACUCGUCUUCCUCACUGCUCUUUCAGGUGCUUUUGUCGCUGGUUUGGAUGCUGGGCUGGUGUACAACUCCUUCCCGAAGAUGGGAGAGCGAUGGAUCCCAGAUGAUCUUCUGGCUUUCUCUCCUGCCCUCAAAAACGUCUUUGAGAAUCCCACAACAGUGCAGUUUGACCACAGAAUUUUGGCCAUUUCUUCUUUGACCGCGAUUACAGGCCUCUAUCUGUUCUCAAGGAGAAUGCUGCUGCCCAGGAGGGCGAAGAUCGCCAUCAGCGUCCUCGCAGCAAUGGCCUAUGGACAGGUUGCCCUCGGUAUCAGCACCUUGUUACUGUAUGUUCCCACACCACUGGCAGCCACUCACCAGUCUGGCUCUGUGGCUCUUCUCUCACUGGCAAUUUGGGUACUGGCAGAGCUCCGCAAGAUGCCCAAAUAAAUUCAUGCUUAUUUAUGGACAAAUCCAAUCCCUAUUAGCCACACCUCAAGCCUCUAAGACCUAGCAGUGUCAUUGAGAACGAGGCCUACGGAGAGAAAAGUGAAGACGUUAAAAACAGAGAAAUUUAUCAGGUGACAGUGGACUAUUAUGGAUAUGCCGAAGCAUCUCUCCUGUGAUGCUGCUGUGUUUAAUCACAGUCUUAUUGAAGCCGGAGUGUUGUUUGAUGUGUUGAUAAAAACUUUAAGAGUGCAUCAAGGCUGUCAAUGCAGAAUUGAUCGAACGAUAAAUGUAAGUACUUGAUCUAAAGGGUUAUUUUGCAAGAAAUUAAACAAAGACAUCCAAAAUCAAAAACAAGCAGCAAAUAUUUGAUGUCUAUCCAGCUUUAAUGACACAGUCACAUGAUUUCAAUAAAGGGUACAUAUUUGGUGUGCAGCCAGAAUUCUGCAGGAGUAGCUGUAAGUAGACUGACUGUUUUUGUUCAUGUGUAAAGAAUAUUUUGACUGAAAAUUUGGUUAUGAAGUGGCCACUCAUUGCCUUUUGUCUGGUCAGACACUGCAUAUUAGACGAAUCAGAUGUGGCUGUUGGGAAUAUAUGUAUAAUUAUGUAUAUUUAAGUUAUGAACUUUUGCUUGCUGACAUUGUGAUGAUGAGUUAUAAGGUAUAAAAUAUGCAGAAUCUUGAUUGUUGCUUUUUACUGUCUUUACAAAUGUCUUAUUUUAUUAAAGACGAUUCUGUACAGUCCUUAA